GACACAGAAGCAGGAUAUGCAGUAUAUGGAGAGCAGUUAAGGCAAUGGGCAGUGAAAUGGGGAGAAGGAGCUAGGUGUACAGAGAAAACACCCUUCCCACUAACCCCAGGAACAGUGCAAGUCUGUUCUGGAGAAUGCUUCAGAUGCAGCGUGCAUGGUCAC
Molecule: messenger RNA, 162 nt
Organism: Suillus subaureus
Lineage: Eukaryota; Fungi; Basidiomycota; Agaricomycetes; Boletales; Suillaceae
Exons: 1
Source: RefSeq, a predicted model, not a curated record